Messenger RNA from Cryptococcus wingfieldii CBS 7118, 576 nucleotides. Its product is annotated as exosome complex component CSL4. The transcript has 5 exons. Gene Ontology annotation, cellular component: cytoplasm; nuclear exosome (RNase complex). The record is from RefSeq and is a predicted model, not a curated record. NCBI's taxonomy places the organism in Eukaryota, Fungi, Basidiomycota, Tremellomycetes, Tremellales, Cryptococcaceae. Gene Ontology annotation, molecular function: RNA binding. Gene Ontology annotation, biological process: RNA processing. The coding region runs from base 1 to 576 and encodes 191 amino acids.
AUGUCACAAGCAGCGAUCCUCCUCCCCGGCCAGCCCUUACCCUCAAACCUGACUGCUCCGCCUCUACCAAAAGCCGGCCGAGGAUGUUAUGAGCAUAAUGGACAGAUCUUGGCUAGUGUUGUUGGGAGACCGCGGAGAGUUGGAGCUGUGGUGAGCGUUGUGGGGAGAGAAGAGGCUGUUGGGAUUGUUGAUGUGGAUGCUAUCGUGAGUCACCCUGUCCACCGUCUAACUCCUCAACAAGCCCACCUCACAUUAACGACUCUCGCCGACCGCGCCCUCCCCGAAUCAUCCGAAGAGUUUACAGGCGUCAUCCGUCUGACGGAUAUCAGGCUGACAGAAAGGGACAAGAUCAAGGUGGGAGAAUGCUUCAGGCUGGGCGAUAUCGUCAAGGCAAAGAUCCUGAGUUUGGGAGAUGCGAGGAGUUAUUACCUUACGACAGCAGCCAACGAGCUUGGUGUUGUCUACGCCAAGUCUGAAGCUGGCAACCCUUUGGUACCAGUCAGCUACCAGGAGAUGGAGGAUGAAGUUACGGGAAAGAAGGAGAAGAGAAAGGUGGCCAAGCCGGAAGGAAUAUAA